AUGUCUUCUACAGAUCCCUCAGAUCACUUCUCCGGCCUCUCUGGCGCCCCCCAGAAUGACACUGCCGCCGCCCAGGUGACGAGCGCCGAGACCGCGGGGUCCAAGGCUGAAACGGAGCUGCUCAAGCUUGACAACCAUGUUGAAGACAAACAGCCCGUGCUGUCAGCAAAAGCAGCAGGCAAACAACAAGCGACCGAUGAUCUGAUCGAUUUUGGCGAAGACGCCCCGGUCACAACGACCACCACGAAAGAUGACCCAAGCGUGGGCGAUAAAUCUCACAAGGACUCGCCCAAGACCGUGUCCAAACCUGCUCCCGUGACAAUUCCGGAACCGAUGACUUCGUCGAUAGCGACCUUGAAGCCCACGAGUCCUCUCCCUGCCGAGACUGCCACACAGUUUCUUACUAUCGAGUCCACUACAUAUGUCGAUCCAACACCUCCAACCCCGAGAACAUCCCAGCCUCCCUCUCGAACCCCCUCAAAUGCCAAACGCCGACCUACCUCUGCAUCCCCUACACGAUCUGAUGCCGGCUACGACGAGCGCAGAUAUGCAAGCGAAGAUGAACAAGAGAAUGGGUCGCGAUCCGAAAUCCAGAGUAUCAUGGAGCAGUUUACUGGCGACGGUGGGGGUCCUGGAGCUGAAGAAGUCAUGAGCCCGAGGCUGGAGAUUGCUUCGCCUAUGCUAGGUAGCCCUGGCAUACAGCAUCCACCUCGGAAGUCUAGCCUCGAGCCACUGGUACCCUCACUGUCACACCAGGUACAGGAGCUUCAGGGUCUAAGAAUACAAUCAGCCUCCCCAGCUAGCAUGUUCUCCAAAGAAAGAGCACCUGAUGACCAAGGGCCGCCAGUGCCUCCUAAAGACGGGCCACCGGCGACACCAGCGCGGUCCCACGAUGAUCGGCAGAUGAGCAUCGACUCCCAGAUGUCUCCUGGUAUGCCCGUACAUAGGCCGCCACCCCCUGAACCCGAGCCAGAGCCGGCGCUGCCAUUCGACUUCCAUCGGUUCCUAGAACAACUACGAAACAAGAAGGCGGACCCAGUCGCUAGAUACCUCAAGUCCUUUUUAUCAGAGUUUGGAAAGCGACAGUGGAUGGUACACGAGCAAGUCAAAAUCAUCAGUGACUUCCUCGCCUUCAUUGCCAACAAGAUGGCGCAAUGUGAAGUGUGGCGAGACGUUUCCGACGCAGAGUUUGACAAUGCUCGUGAAGGAAUGGAGAAGCUGGUCAUGAACAGGCUCUACACACAGACAUUCUCACCGGCGAUUCCUCCUCCACAGCCUAUACCUGGGGCGAAGCCGAAAAGACGAGGCGGGGAGCGACCAAUGGGGCCUGGCCGGCGUGGUCAACACCAAGAGGACGUGGAACGAGACGAUAUCUUGACACAAAAGAUCAACAUUUAUGCCUGGCUUCGGGAGGAGCACCUUGACAUACCGCCAGCCGGUGAUAGCGGCAAGCGAUUUUUGAAGCUCGCCCAACAAGAAAUCCUUAAGAUCAAGUCAUAUCGAGCGCCGCGAGACAAGAUCAUUUGCGUAUUGAACUGUUGCAAAGUUAUCUUCGGCCUGCUCAAGCACUCAAAGUCGGACUCUUCAGCCGACUCGUUUAUGCCCCUCCUCAUCUAUGUUGUCCUCCAAGCCAACCCUGAACAUCUGGUGUCAAAUGUUCAGUACAUUUUGCGGUUCCGAAACCAGGAGAAGCUGGGUGGUGAAGCCGGAUACUACCUUUCAUCACUGAUGGGUGCCAUUCAGUUUAUCGAGAAUAUGGAUCGGACAACCUUAACCAUCACCGACGAAGAGUUCGAGAAGAACGUCGAAGCAGCGGUAUCUGCGAUCGCUGAAAAACACCGUCUUGACUCGCCCGCUGUUGCUCAAGAACCCGUCUUCUCGGAGAAGUCAUCAACCGGGUACCAGACCGGGGAAUCUUCGACGAGGCCUUCCCUAGACAUCAUGGGAGAGUCGUCCACACCCCGUCGAUCGACGUCAUCGAACGAAGGCGGAAAAGAAUCAGAUGACCAAGCUCCCAUAACGGGGCUUCUUCGUUCCAUACAGAAGCCUCUUAGCACUAUCGGCCGCAUGUUUUCGGAUGAGCCGUCUCCUGCGCCGCCUGUACCUAGUAACGCAUCAAGACCGACGUCGAGGCCGCGAGAAUCCUCCGAGCGACUGUCGCCUAGGCCGAGCGCCGAGAUAUCACCCGAUGGGCGGCCACCAUCUUCCCGUCACCACUUGUCAGCGGAAGAAGCUGCAGCGAGGCAGGCAAGCGCCGAAGUUGCUGAAGCUCAGCGUUUGAGCAGGGUGGAGCACAAUAACGUUGUCGAGACUCUGCAAGGGAUGUUUCCCGAUCUUGACAGGGAGAUCAUUUCGGACGUGCUGAGCGCGAGGCUCCAUGAUUCAAUUCACCUCUCAAAGAGCCCUGAAGGCGUCCCUGGGGGUCCCUGGCGUAUCAGGUCCGGUCCGCACCGCACCAAGGGAGGGAAGCAAGGGGAAUGGUGGCGUGUGGUAUUGCUAUGCGUGGGCUCACGUGGAUUCAACCGCUGGAAUGUGAGCAGGUUACACGGUCUGGACGGUUCAUGUUACACCCGACCCUGCUACCCGGUUUGCUGGCACACGGUUUUUGCCAAGUAUCAACAUGCCGGUAGAGGCUACUUUGACCUGGAAUACGAGCUGGCGGGUUUCGAGCUAUUCAAGGCUGAAGCGGUUUGGAACGCAGGAUUCAGGGUCCAAGGUCUGAUCGAGACACAGACUGGAACCUGGAUUAGAAUUAACGUCUCAACCGUUCACGAUGAGGGCCUCUCCCGCAAUUUUAAUCCGCCGUUACCACGGCCCGAUCAAAUACCUGGCCAGAUCCUCCGGCUCCCUGGCGCCCCUCAGCUCAGGAUCUCCUCUCCACCCUCGCUUUCGCACCAGAGGGAGGGCACUGCUUUUGAGAUCCUGGCCGCCGGCCUGGGACUCAUAUCACCCGUCGUUCACGCAGUAACACAGGCCUCACCACAGUACAACUUUAUCUACGGCGCCUGCGGCAAGAUCACGAACUUCGCUUCAGUCUUUCCCUAUGUCACCUCUUACGAACAAGGCGAUGUCAUCGGCUGCCAGAGCGAUUGCAGCUCCUACGGCUCUGCGUUCUCUGCUACAGGAAACGACGUAGGUCAGCAGUGCUGGUGUUCGGAUCCUAACACCCCGAACAGCUCACCGAGUCCUCUUCUCGCAUCUAUGCCAAACCCCAACGCCGCUCUUUGCAACGUUGCUUGCGUCAACAACAAUACAUACGCUUUCUACCACUACAUCAUCAACCUCCACCAGCACGUCCAGAACCUCGACAUCGACCAGCAGCUCCACAAGGUCUACGACUACCUCUUCCUCGACGUCUUCCACGCGGACUUCGACUUCAACCACCACAAAGCUCCUCGCUUCCGUUACAGCUACAGAGGGUGCGGUGCCAUUAGCAACUUUGGUACUGUCGGAACAAACUACGUUUACGCGAUUGGCAACACUACACAGCGGUUACCAACAGUGCUAUUGUUCCACCCCGAGUCCGAGUUCUUCUCAGGAUAUCAAUCCCAUCUUCUCGACUGGACCCGAUGA
Messenger RNA from Colletotrichum lupini, 3573 nucleotides. RefSeq lists its product as uncharacterized. The coding region runs from base 1 to 3573 and encodes 1190 amino acids. Gene Ontology annotation, cellular component: cytosol; endocytic vesicle. The record is from RefSeq and is a predicted model, not a curated record. The transcript has 14 exons. Gene Ontology annotation, molecular function: guanyl-nucleotide exchange factor activity; ubiquitin binding; small GTPase binding. NCBI's taxonomy places the organism in Eukaryota, Fungi, Ascomycota, Sordariomycetes, Glomerellales, Glomerellaceae. Gene Ontology annotation, biological process: vesicle-mediated transport.